UUCACGUUUUAAAUUUCCCUUUUAAUGGGGCCCAUGUGACUUUUUUUUAACUUUUCUUAUUCUCUCUCCUCUCCUCUCUUCUUCUUUCUCUCCAAAUUUGGGUUUGAUCAAACCCAAAUCUGGGUUCUUUCAACCCAAUAAGAACAAUCGAUGGCAAUGGUUAAAUGUUUUCGUUUCCCACAACGCGCCUUUUCACUACUUGUUCUCGAGGAGUCACCUGUGGAUUCUCCGGGAAUAAACCACAACGCCGCCAAUAGCUCCUUUCCGCUACGUCGGAGUCGUUCGCCAAUUCGUUGCUUGUGCCUCUCUUCACUACUAGAUCUCGAGAAGUCGGCUGUGGAUACUCGUCGAAUAAACUAUUGCUUGUGCCUUUCUUCAAUGGACGAAAUGCUGGUUCAAGGUUGCGUGAGUGGCAUUCCACCAAGGAUCUCUCAGAUCGGUGUCAAUGAUGGUCCUGGUGAUGGUUGCUGCUUGAUGCCGGUGGAUUAUUGCCAAUGUGAUGAAACCCAGAUCUGGGUUUGAGAUUGCCAGUUGAAGAUUUACAGUUUUUGAGAUUGCUG
Messenger RNA from Rubroshorea leprosula, 560 nucleotides. NCBI's taxonomy places the organism in Eukaryota, Viridiplantae, Streptophyta, Magnoliopsida, Malvales, Dipterocarpaceae. The record is from the annotation of a GenBank genome assembly.